This is a messenger RNA of Equus quagga, 1625 nucleotides long. It is a transcript of the gene EPCAM, whose product is annotated as epithelial cell adhesion molecule. The transcript is spliced from 9 exons. Gene Ontology annotation, cellular component: bicellular tight junction; membrane. NCBI's taxonomy places the organism in Eukaryota, Metazoa, Chordata, Mammalia, Perissodactyla, Equidae. The coding region runs from base 264 to 1199 and encodes 311 amino acids. The record is from RefSeq and is a predicted model, not a curated record. Gene Ontology annotation, molecular function: cadherin binding involved in cell-cell adhesion.
CCGGGGCCGGGGCCGGGAGGCGGGGCCGCCAGGUCGGACAGGUCUGCUCCGCCCCGCCACUCGCUCAGAGUGCGCAGUCCCUCGACGAGCUCGCAUCGGCGGCCCGGCCCCGGGAGCGUCUGGCCGCGGGCUCCUCGACGCGGACGCACGCGCCCCACGCCUCGCGCCGUCCGCUCGGCCAGCGGGCUUCCGACGCCCCGUCCCUCGGCGCGCCCCCCGCCAACCCCGGCCCGCCUCGCUCCCCUCACCUCGGCGCGCGCAGCAUGGCGCCUCUCCGGGUCCUCGCGUUCGCGCUCCUGCUCCUGGCGGCGACGGCCGCGGCUCAGAAAGACUGUAUCUGUGAAAACUACAAACUGACCACAAACUGCUCUGUGAACAUGUAUGAUCAAUGCCAGUGUACUUCACUUGGUACACAAAAUUCCGUCAUUUGCUCAAAACUGGCUAGCAAAUGUUUGGUGAUGAAGGCAGAAAUGACUAACUCAAAGUCUGGGAGAAGAGUGAAGCCUGAGGGGGCCAUCCAGAAUAACGACGGGCUCUAUGAUCCCGACUGUGAUGAGAAGGGGCUCUUUAAGGCCAAGCAGUGCAAUGGGACCGCCAUGUGCUGGUGUGUGAACACUGCCGGCGUCAGAAGAACUGAUAAGGACUCUGAAAUAUCCUGCUUGGAACGAGUGAGGACCUACUGGAUCAUCAUUGAACUAAAACACAAAACAAGAGAAAAACCUUAUGAUGUUCAAAGUUUGCAGAAUGCACUCAAGGAGACAAUCACAAAUCGUUAUCAACUGGAUCCAAAAUAUAUCGCAGAUAUUCUGUAUGAGAAUGAUAUUAUCACUAUUGAUCUGAUGCAAAAUUCUUCUCAGAAGACUCAGAAUGAUGUGGACAUAGCUGAUGUGGCUUAUUAUUUUGAAAAAGAUGUUAAAGAUGAAUCCUUGUUCCAUUCCAACAGAAUGGAUCUGAGAGUAAAUGGGGAACAACUGGUUCUGGACCCUGGUCGAACUUCAAUUUACUAUGUUGAUGAAAAACCACCUGAAUUUUCAAUGCAGGGUCUACAAGCUGGUAUUAUUGCCGUCAUUGUGGUUGUGAUAAUAGCAAUUAUUGCUGGAAUUGUUGUACUGGUUAUUUCCAGAAAGAACAGAAUGGCGAAGUACGAGAAGGCUGAGGUAAAGGAGAUGGGUGAGAUGCAUAGGGAACUCAAUGCGUGAUGACUGUAAUUUGAAGAGUAACUACAAGAAGGGGAAUUAGCAAACAGACUCAGAUUACAAAUGUAUGCACAUGGGACAAAGAGAAGAUCUUUGAGGACUACUGUUUUGUUAGUUAACAUCAUAUAUUUGUAAUAGUGAAAUCUGUACUCAAAAUAUAAGCAGCUUGAAAUUGACUAUCAAUCUUAAAAUUUGACCAUAAGUGUCAUAUAUAUGCAGAUCUGAUAUAAAACCCAGACCUCAGACUGCAUAGUUAAAAUUAUUUAUGCAUAACAUUGAAGAGUGUGCAUUAAAUAUGCUUUCACAGUAGAGUUUGAAUGACUACUAUCUCAUCCAUUUGUGAUUGAAAGCUGCCUUUCUAUUUACUUUGAGUCUUGUACAUAUAAACUGUUUUUUAUGAACUAUUAAAUAAAACAUUUAAAAACUGAA